This is a messenger RNA of Uncinocarpus reesii 1704, 1089 nucleotides long. RefSeq lists its product as uncharacterized. Gene Ontology annotation, cellular component: multivesicular body. The coding region runs from base 1 to 1089 and encodes 362 amino acids. Lineage: Eukaryota; Fungi; Ascomycota; Eurotiomycetes; Onygenales; Onygenaceae. The transcript has 3 exons. The record is from RefSeq and is a predicted model, not a curated record. Gene Ontology annotation, biological process: late endosome to vacuole transport via multivesicular body sorting pathway.
AUGUCUGAAAUUCACGACUGGCCUGAUGGACAAAUUGGAGCAGAUGAUGAUUCCGUCACCGAUGAUACGGCUGGUCAGGCAUAUGUUGAACAGUUUGGGUUAGAGACAUUUCACCGGGCAGACAACGCUGUGCGAGCAAAUAAGGCGUCAUUGCAAACUGCAGACACGUUUCAAGCGGCGGCGACUUUCUUAGAACUCGGUCAGAUAUGGGGACAAAUUGAUCCCGAGACCGCCGCGAAGAUCAAAUUUGCCAAGUUCCACGCUUUACGAAUUGCAAAGGCUGUUAAGGCGGGUGAGGACCCGAAUCUCUCAAAUCCAGCAGCAGAAGGGAGAGAAAACGAAGACACGGUUCCAAUGGAGUCGAACACACCCAGCAUUGAGGUCCCUGACAAUUCCGGGAUGCCGGCACCCAGGAGGUUGCGGCAGCCUUCAGUGGAGGAAGUCCCCGAUGAUUUUGACAGCGUUCAACGGAGAUUAGCGGCCCAGUCGUCCGCGGAUGAAUCCAUCCACCCGUCGAGGUCAUCGUCCAGGGCUCCUCCACAUCCAGAAAAUCAGCGCCAACCGCCCAGUGCACCUACGAGUAAUAUUCCAAGUCCCUCUAUACCAGGUAUGAUGGACCUUGAUGGAGACCUGCGUCAGAGGCCGUCGCAUCUCUCUCAAGCCACCAUUCCCGACCUACCAGCAGCACCAUCGGACUUCCCACCGGGCUCACCCACUUCAGGCAUGGGAACGCCGACGCAUCUAGGCGCACCACCAAACGCUUUCCCCUCGCUCAACACGUUUCAAUCGUUCCCGCCCCCUGCAGUAGCUUCCCAAGAGCCCCCGCGAGCCGCGUCCCCAAAGGAUUUUGAGAGAAUUGCACAUGCAAGAAAGCCAUCAAUAACUCCGUCUACGGUCCCCCCACCACCGAAACCAGUGCAGCCCAUGCCGUCAUAUGGUGCGACCACCGGAAACUCCGUCGUUGAUGAAGACGCCAUGGCACAGGCGCAAAAGCAUGCGAGAUGGGCGGUAUCGGCGUUGAAUUUUGAUGACGUGAACACAGCGGUCAAGGAGCUGAGGAAUGCUUUGCGCUUGUUGAACGCGAAAUGA